Molecule: messenger RNA, 4823 nt
Organism: Ctenopharyngodon idella (grass carp)
Lineage: Eukaryota; Metazoa; Chordata; Actinopteri; Cypriniformes; Xenocyprididae
Product: cytolytic toxin-alpha-like
Exons: 9
Coding region: 416-2629 (737 amino acids)
Biological process (GO): immune response
Cellular component (GO): extracellular region
Molecular function (GO): chemokine activity
Source: RefSeq, a predicted model, not a curated record
GAGUAAUAACCUUUUGUAAUCAUUUACAUAAAAUCUGAUUGCACACACAGUGAAAGGUCACAUGCCAAACUAUUUAUCACAGAAGCUGAGGACAAUCCCAGGUCAGUCCUGGAUAACUUUCCACAUCUUAUUUACAGUAUCUGGGAUUCCUAAAUUAGACCCUAAUCUUCCUGCCGGUCCCAGACUAUUAUCCACCAGAAAUGCAGAAGUAACAGCACAUCAAGUAUGUUCCCCGACUGGCGGUGAGUAUAACCAGAUGUGUUUCAAGAACAAACUCCAAAAAAUGACUCAUUCUCUCAAAAAUGGGAACACACGUUUCACUACAAUUCAAGCUUCAGACUUCAACUGAAGACAUUAUCAGAAGACUUCUCUUACCAAGGACAAUCAAAACUCAAGACUUGUUGAUACUUCCAAGAUGGUGGUGCUUUUGACAUACAUGGAUCUGCUGAAAUACAUAUAUUUAUUUACAUAUCUAUGGCUGGCAACCCUGGCUGCACCAGAUACACAGGAACUGUCAGCUGAAGACACCAGAAAAAAAACAUUCAAAGGACAUGCAGAGACUCCAGACAUGCACAUUGAAGUGGCGGCCCUGGGAAGACCUCUUUUCCCUGGUAUGCUUUAUGACUGCCGUAAGGAUUCCUUCAUUCCAGGUAUUACUCUGUGGGAUAAGAAAUCAUUGAAGAAUGAUUUGGACACCCAUCCACAGCCCCAGACAGAUUUGAAGUUCAGUAGCUCUGACUCUCUCUCUGAUAAGUCCAGUCUCAUGGAUAUAAGUGCUUCCCUGAAGGCCAGUUUCUUGGGUGGGCUGGUGGAGGUGGGAGGAUCUGCCAAGUACCUGCAUGACACCAAAUCCUCAAACCAACAGUCCAGAGUUACAAUUUAUUACAGUGAGACCACAAGAUUUGAACAACUCACUAUGACUCAGCUGGGUAAUAUCAACUACCCUGAGGUAUUUGACCAGAAAACUGCAACUCAUGUGGUCACAGCUGUACUGUAUGGAGCUCAGGCCUUCAUGGUGUUUGAUAGGACAUUUUCAAAAGAGGAAAAAGAGCAGGAUAUUGAGGGUGAAUUGAAUGUGAUGGUCAAGAAGAUCCCUGAAUAUUAUAUUGAGGGAAAAGGAUCUGUAAACAUGACAGAUAGUGAUAAGAAAAUAGCUGAGAAUAUUGCCUGCACAUUUCAUGGUGACAUCCAUCUUAAGCAAAACCCCACCACAUACAUGGAUGCCUUGGAUUUGUACAAGCAGCUCCCCACUCUGCUGAAGGAGAAUCCACAGAAUGCAGUUCCAGUAAAAGUCUGGCUUUAUCCUCUUCAUCUACUGAAUACAAAAGCAGCUCAGUUAGUGAGAGAAAUCAGCACAAGUCUGGUUUCCAACAUUGAAGAUAUAAUGAAGGUACUGGAUGAGGCAGAGAGGACAUCCAAUGACCUCUUAAAAAAUACUCUGGUAAAUGUUUUCAGUGACCUCAAAGAAAGGCUACUGUCAUUUCAGGAUUCAUUUAGAACUUACAAAACAGUCCUUCAGAAAGCUGUCAGCAUGGUCUUGCCUGCUAUUCGAGGAGAAGAAGGAAUGAAGGAGAAGUCACUAGAAGACAUCCUGAAGAUUCACUAUGAAUCCCCUUUUAAUGCUGGCAAGCUUAACCAGUGGUUAGAUGAUGCAAAAUCGGAACUUAACCUCUUGAGCUCUUCCAUCGAGAAACUGGAGGGAAUCAAAAUUGAAGACUCAGAUGGUCUCAACGCCAUCCUACUUGAUCCUGAUAUUGAUGUUGUGGUGUGCUUUACCUUCACAUCUCUGAAUGAAGACCCGUAUGUUUCAGCCCUGAGGGAGUUUCUGAAAUCUGACAAGUUUAAGGAGCUUGAUAAGAAUGAGACCUUGUUUUCCGUGGCGUCUGUAGGAAAGUGGUUCAAUGAUCCUGAUGUCAUUAAAAAGAUGAGAGAUAACUUAUCUCAUUUCAGAGGUUUUUCAGAGGCCAACAAAGAUGAAAAGAAAAUCCGAUUCAUUAUGUCUGCCAUCUCCAAUCCCUCUAAUAAAGGCUCCUCCAUCUAUCUGUAUGAAAAAGGAAAACUGACAGACACACAGUUCCAGCCCGUGACCAAACCGCCCCCACCAAUAGUGAAGGGUGUCCUGUACCACACUGUGUCCCUGAAACUGCAGAAAUCUCCAACUGGAGAAACAGUGAAGUACAGAGUGGAGUACAAGCAAGAAAAUAAUCAGUGGCUUUUCAUAAACACAGCUGAUGAAGACUUUACUCUGACUGGAUUGGAGUCUGGAAAGGAGUACUUGAUCCGCUACAGGAUAGUGGGUAUAGUGGGAAGGAGUGAAGCCAGUGACACUGUCAGCCCCAUGCCAUCCACAGUUCAACCUAAAUCAAUACCUGACAGAUGCUGGUGUGUGGAGACUAAGAAAUAUGUCAGAAAGGAAACUAUUGAAGAGUUCUCCAUUUUCUCUAUAAGACCACGCUGCGACAAAGUAGAAAUUAUACUGACACUAAAACCUGUGAAUAAUACAAGUGAAGUCAUGCAGCGCUGCUUGAAUCCAAAUUCAGCGCAAGGCAAGAACCUGCAGAUUUGCUGGAAGAGGAACACCAAUCACACCUUUACUUUUAAGAUGUCCCAUUGCCUAAUCCAUAAAUGAAAGUGCAGAAGAGCAAGGGAGGACUGAAAAAGGGGAAUUUGGAAACUCAAGAAACACUACAAUGGAAUUCCAUUCUGUCACAUGACCUGGCCAGCACUGCCAAUCAGAAUCCUGGGAUUUGAGUGUUGGCCUCAUGCAGCUAAUGGGAAAUCACAGAAGACCUGAAAACACCAGGACGGCUGCCAGUAACUGCCAGACACAGAUGUUGUCGACAAAAGCGUUUGAAUUAGAAUUCACUUGCUGUAUGACUGAGACACUGAAUGUAUCAUUACUCAAACAGUUAAACUAUAUUUAAAUGGUUUUAUAAUGGGCUUAUUUUUUAAUAUUUAUUUUUAUUGUUUUUUGUCGAGAACAGAAGAACACCUUAUAUAACAGAGAAAGAGAAAAAGCAAAAAAAAAAAAAAAGGUAUAACAAAGGUUGCCAUACAUUACAUAUAAACCUUUAGUCAUUUCACCAGUACAUUAUAUCAGUAAACAUUUAUAUACACUUACAAAUACAAUAAUCUAAACCACAGAGAAACUUGUUAACCAUUUCCUCCAUUUGUUCUCAAAGAUUUGCAUUUGCAGCCAAAGUAUAUAUGUGAGUCUUUCCAUUUGUCUAACCUCUGCUACUAUUUGGAACCAGUCUUCUCUCGUAGGUGGGUCUUCCUUGUACCAUUUCCGGGUUAUUGCCUUUUUACUUGUUGCCAGUAAAACCUUAAAUAAAUAUUUGUCAUCUUUUCCAACCUCAUCUAAUAUAAAAUGAUUUUGGUAGGGUGAAUUCAGGUUGAUUGGGACACUUUUUCCAAGUCAUCUCAAUGCCAAAACGUGUCCCAAUCACCCUGAAUUCAUCUCUGAAUUCAUGUAGAGUGAAAAUACUAUUAAUAGUAUACCAUACAACCUCCCAAAAACUAUUCACCUUUGGACAUUGCCAAAAUAUAUGCUAUUUGUAAAAAGUUUAAACUCUGUUUCAAUGAGAAAUGCACUUGUAAGAGCAGGUCUCACCAAGGUGUCAUGUUUUCUGAAUAAGGGUGGUUAGCCCCAGAAGAUACUGCGAUAAAGACUGCACUUUUAUCUGAAAUUGUGGCUGCUGUACCUUCUGAAUUUAAAAAAUGUGCUUUGGAUAAAGAACUAUUAGAACAAAAUGAUGAAAACAAAAUAAAAGUGUUUCCAGAAUUGGAAGUAAACGUUUCUGUGGACUUAUGGCAGGUAAAGGAGGGAGCUUUCUCACAUUCAGCACUCCAGAACUUAGUUUUUUUAUGAGGUGGGCAAGAAAUCCAUGUAUCAUGUUUGUGUAAAAGUAAUGCGCUUUCAAGAACUGAAACAAGUAUGUGAGUCUAAAUGGCAAGAAAUAUUUGGUACAGACCUCUCACCUAUAAGAAGCUGGAGAACUUUAUAUAAGGUUCCAAGAACUGGCCAUUUACAGUGGAGGAUCAUACAUGGAACAGAUUCCAGUUAUUGAUAUUUGCCCAUUUUGUUCAGAAACUGUUUUUCAGUUAUUUUUAGAGUGUAAUAGAUUAGAGCCACUUUUUCAAAUGUUAAAAGAAUGGUGUGAUAUGUUGGGUCAUGUUUUUAGUUAACAAGGUUUUAUGGUCCUAAGCAGAGCCGUUAAAUAAGUAUCGGUAUAAAACAAGAAAUGUUGAUGUAUUUCUGAAUUAUGGGAGAAGUUUCCACCAACACUGUUUUAACAAACAAAGGUUUGAUUUCUUCCAGUUUAGUGGUUGAAUUAACCUAUUAUAAACUUAAAAAAUUGGUAACUUUUGGGGAAGUUUGGUGUUUAAAUGGAAUUUUAUGCAUGAUAAGUGACAGUUGUUUGGGAAUUAAGUUGUAAUUUCGUUUAGAGUUUGGAAAGUUUUCUCAAACUCUCGAAAACAAGGGUCUGUCAAAGGUUUUUGGGGAAAAGAAGAACCCAUAAUGUAUAACCCUAUCUGAAAAAGUUUAAACUUUCAUUGAGAAAUGCACUUGUAAGAGCAGGUCUCAUCAAGGUGUCAGGGUUUUGGAGUAAGGAUGGGUGGUUAGCCCCAGAAGAUAUUGCGAUAAAGAUUGGUGUGAAAUACUUGCGUUUUUCUGAAAGACUUUUAACUGAAAUUGUGGCUGAUGUACAUUUUGAAUUCAUGUGCUCUGAACAAGGAACUAUUAUUAUCAUUUUUUUCAUUUGUGUAUAAUUGUGUAAAUCUGUUUUUAAUUGUAAUUAAAGGUUUUUUGAAAAGUCAAA